AAACACAACGAUCAAUAGCAUGACACUGAACGUUGAAACAGACAGCCCAUAGAUCUCAAGCCCAUCCCAUUACUCCAUUAUUAUUACUUCAGACUUGCCAACCCUUAAUAAUCCACAAUGGAUCAAGAUGCUGAUAAAGUGGACCCGCACAGCUUGUUUAGCGGAAAUCAUGAAAUGGAGAUCUGUCUAGAAGGAGAAACAGAUUUUGAGAAGAAUUUUAUCAACUGCAAGAAAAACCCAGGUCAUCUUGACCUGAUACCUGUGAAAGAUUUCACCGUAGACUACCUGCCACCCAACUACCAACACAAGGACAUGGUGGAUCUGGUCACGUGUUUAGCGGCCCUAACCGUCAAGCUCGAGGUCAGCUGCACCAGCACACAGCGACCGGAUUUUUUCGCCCACUUUGGCUGUAAAUAUCCGGGUUUCGGCUCAAAAGGGAGGUCCUUAACGAGAACAGGAACCGGAAAAAUCAAUGGGGUUCGAAAAUUCACGGAAAACGAUAAUAAAACAUGUACUUGUCGUUUGUGUAAGGAUUCGGAUACACCCAGUAAAGUGUGGGCGGAGGUUGAUGUAUUGACAGCCAGACAUGUUGUGUUUGAUGACAGCGAGGCGAGGAUGACGAGGUGUGUUGGGGAUUUCGAUGAAAAAGACAGUCAAGUAUUCAACCUAGACGGAAGAGUCACUGUUCUCGCGGAUGUUAAGGGUGACUUAAGUAGGGUCACGUGUGUGUCAUGUGACUUGAACUUAAUCAACAGGCUUGAAAAAUUAGUCAGGCAGUUUGUUAUUCUAUGCUGCAAUGCGAACGUUAAAUAUGGUAGUUUAAAGAAUGUGGACAAGUUGGUGGUGAUAGUGUCACACCCUCAUGGCUGUCCUAAACGGAUUUCUGUCGGACAAUGGACGGACAAACACGACUGGUGGGGGUUGUCUAGGUACACGUACACAGCGUCCACUUGUCCGGGUAGUAGUGGGGCAUAUGUGUACAAGCUGGGGUGUAUGGGGGUGUACUCACACCCUCACAGUGGGUCGUGUGCCAGUGUUAACUACAGUGGGGAGUUAUGGGACUCUGUGAAUAGCUGAUACACAUAUAUAAUACACAACUGUACAUACAUUCAAGUGGGGAGUUAUGGGACUCUAUGAAUAGCUGAUACACAAAUAGAAAACACAACUGUACAUUCAUUCAAGUGGGGAGUUGUGGGACUAGUUGAACAGUAGAUACACAUAUAGAACGUACAACUGUACAUACAAAAAAGCGGGGAGUUAUGAGACAGUGAACAAUUGGUAACAUACAAUGGUACAUACAUUUACAGUGGGGAGUUAUGGGACACUGUGAACAGUAGAUACACAUAUAGAACACACAUAUAGAACACAUAGCUGUGCAUACAUUAAGGUGGGGCGUUAUGGGACUCGUCGUAUUGUUUGUCCUUAAAUAAGGGUUCAAAAGUUUUUAAUUAUUAAAACAAUCAGAUUUUCUUUUAAAUAUUUUACAUCCAGCGC
Molecule: messenger RNA, 1494 nt
Organism: Physella acuta
Lineage: Eukaryota; Metazoa; Mollusca; Gastropoda; Physidae
Source: RefSeq, a predicted model, not a curated record